AUGGAUGGCAAAUUAAAUAUAACAUAUAUCACUCUUGAUGGGUAUGUAGAUGUGAACAAGUACAGAUAUCUUUAUUUUGUUAUCAUGUUUAUGUCAUUUAUUCUCAUAAUUUGCUUUAAUUCUACAAUUGUGUGCAUUAUAGCGAUUCAUAGAAACCUCCAUGAGCCUAUGUACGUUUUCAUUGCAGCUUUGUUAAUCAACUCCGUUAUUUUCAGCAUUGUGAUCUUCCCAAAGCUUCUGAUUGACAUGUUAUCAGAAAAACAGAUCAUAAGCUACCAAACCUGUCUCUUUCAGUGGUUUGUCAAGUACUCUUUUGCAGGUUCAGAGUAUUUUCUUUUGUCUGCCAUGUCCUAUGACAGAUAUGUAUCCAUAUGUAAACCUCUGCAAUAUCCAAUGAUCAUGAAAAAAACGACUAUAAGUAUGUUUCUUGUUUUAUCUUGGCUUCUGCCCGCUUGUCAGACGACAGUGCCUGUUGUGAUGAGUACUAAUAUCAAACUCUGUUAUUUUACUUUGAAAGGCAUAAGUUGCAGUAGCUUAGUUUACAAACUCCACUGUGUCACUUCCAGGUUAUUGCAUAUAUAUGGCUUGGUGGCUCUGGUAAAUAUCAUAAUUCUUCCUGUGCUUUUCAUAAUUUUUACAUACAUCAGGAUUUUUGUAAUAACCUAUCGAAGUUGUAGAGAAGUGAGGAAAAAAGCUGCACAGACCUGUUUACCUCACCUGCUGGUUUUAAUUCACUUCUCAUGUCUGAGUGUAUUUGAUGUACUUAUGGUUCGGAUGGGAAACAGUUUUCCCCAAAUUGUACAUUUGAUAAUAGAAUUACAAAUACUUUUGUGUCAUCCUCUCUUUAAUCCCAUUAUAUAUGGACUUAAAAUGAAAGAAAUUCAUAAACAUAUCAGAAGCUUGUUCAGCAAAAUGAUGUAAUGUGGUAUCAAUGUUAACCUUAAGGUAACAGAUUAAGUUCAGAGAUUUUGUUUAGUUUUUAAAAAAAGUUUUG
Molecule: messenger RNA, 994 nt
Organism: Mugil cephalus (flathead mullet)
Lineage: Eukaryota; Metazoa; Chordata; Actinopteri; Mugiliformes; Mugilidae
Product: olfactory receptor 6N2-like
Exons: 1
Coding region: 1-921 (306 amino acids)
Biological process (GO): G protein-coupled receptor signaling pathway
Cellular component (GO): membrane
Molecular function (GO): G protein-coupled receptor activity; olfactory receptor activity
Source: RefSeq, a predicted model, not a curated record